AUUGGGUUACUCUAAGCUAUACAACUUUCAUUGAGGUGUUGGACGCUUAUCACGAAGACUUGGCGGUGUGGUUGGUCUUCACAACCCUAGUUUCCCGCGCACUUUAUACCAACAUAUUCCUGCAAGGGAACAUUCGACGAGGGCGAGUGGUUGCCCCAUUGCGAUGUCAGAAAAAGACUUGGAGAGGGACCUUUCAGCGGCUGAUGAGUCGCCCCAACAACGCCACCAUGCAUCUGCUACCUCAACCAAAAGUGCAAGGCCAUCUACCAACUCAUCAACCAUAACGGACCUCGAAGACCAGCGGGAAACCGCAAGGCAAAACAAUCCCAAUGGUUUUUCACGCAUAAAUACCGGCGUUUCCAUAGAACAGGCCGAGGCCAACUUCGCCGAGCUUCGGAGAGAAUUGUCCGGUCUAUCUAAGGCAAGCCGCACCCCGAGCCGAAAAGAGACCGAUGUCGAAAAAGGGGCACAUACGGCUCUCGACAGCCCCGCUUCUGAAGAGUCGUUCGAGGUUUUCGACUUGGAGGUAGCUUUACGUGGUGGUCUUGAUGCUGAAAGGCAAGCUGGUAUCAAGCCGAAGCACAUCGGCGUCUACUGGGAUGGGUUGACAGUCAGGGGAAUGGGUGGCACUACUAACUUUGUGAAGACAUUCCCAGACGCCUUUCGGGAUUUCGUGGACUACUGGACUCCGUUGAUGAGCAUCCUCGGCAAGGGACAAAAAGGUACCGAGGUCACUUUACUGGACAAUUUCAAGGGUGUCGUUAAUCCUGGUGAGAUGGUCCUUGUCCUAGGGAAGCCGGGAUCAGGAUGCACAACUUUCCUGAAGUCAAUCGCGAAUCAGCGUUGGGGAUAUACAGGUGUUACGGGCGAAGUCCUUUACGGACCAUUCACGGAUAAGGAAUUCAAGCAAUUUAGAGGCGAGGCCGUUUACAACCAAGAGGACGAUAUUCAUCAUGCUACUCUCACUGUCGAACAAACUCUCCGUUUCGCGCUCGACUGCAAAAUUCCCAACAAGCUUCCAGCAGGCACAACGAAAAACAAAUUCAAGGAUGACGUCAUUACAAUGCUGCUCAGAAUGUUCAACAUCGAACACACAAGAAGGACCGUGGUAGGCGAUGCGCUGAUCCGUGGUGUUUCUGGUGGUGAAAGAAAGCGUGUCUCGAUCGCCGAAAUGAUGAUUACAAACGCCUGCAUUCUAUCAUGGGAUAACAGUACUCGAGGUCUGGACGCAAGUACAGCACUCGACUUCGUUAAGUCGCUUCGAAUUCAAACCAACCUAUAUAAGACAUCUACUUUCGUAUCUCUGUACCAGGCAUCUGAGAAUAUAUACAGGCAAUUCGAUAAAGUCUUGGUUAUUGAUGCUGGAAAACAGGUGUAUUUUGGACCCACCACCGAAGCCAGAGCCUACUUCGAAGGUCUCGGGUUUCUCCCGCGCCCACGGCAAACGACGCCAGACUACGUCACUGGUUGCACAGAUGAAUUCGAGCGUGAAUACUCCGAAGGGUACUCGCUACGGAAUGCCCCACACAGUCCCGAGACACUAGCCGAGGCUUUUGAGAAAUCUCGUUUCGCAGAACAAUUAAAGAAUGAUAUGACCGAAUACAAGACGAGGCUUCAACACGAGCAGGAAGUCGCUCGCCACGAUGACUUCAUCGCGGCUGUACGCGAAAGUAAGCGGGGUGGUGCUAAACACUCUGUUUACAGUGUUGGAUUCCAGCUUCAGGUCUGGGCUCUGAUGCAGCGUCAAUUCGUGCUCAAACUCCAAGACAAAUUGAGCUUGUCGCUCUCCUGGUUUCGAACUGUUAUUAUUGCGAUUGUGCUUGGUACUCUGUACUUGAACCUCCAGCAGACAUCUGCUAGCGCAUUCAGCAAGGGUGGUCUUCUGUUUAUCUCGUUAUUAUUCAAUGCAUUCGAAGCUUUUAGCGAAUUGGGAGCGACUAUGACUGGUCGGCCGAUCGUAAACAAGCAUAAAGCGUACACUUUCCAUCGACCGUCGGCAUUGUGGAUAGCGCAAAUUUUCGUGGAUACGGCGUUCUCGGCUACUCGAAUAUUGGUGUUCUCAAUCAUAAUCUACUUUAUGACCAACCUCACAAGGACACCUGGAGCAUUCUUCACGUUUUACUUGCUAAUUCUAGUAGGCAAUAUCGGUAUGACACUUUAUGUCCGUAUCAUUGCUUGUCUAUGCCCGGAUUUCGAUUAUGCCGUCAAAUUCGCCGUUGUCACUGUUACGUUAUUUAUCCUAACCUCGGGAUAUCUAAUUCAGUAUCAAUCGCAACAAGUCUGGUUGCGGUGGAUCUUCUGGAUCAAUGUGUUGGGUCUAUCCUUCUCCAGUCUGAUGGCCAAUGAAUUCAAAGACAACCAAUUGCUGUGUACGGAUGAGUCACUCAUCCCAUCUGGACCGUCAUAUGGCGAUAUCAAUCAUCAAGUCUGCACUCUACCUGGAUCGACCCCCGGAAACCCUAUGGUCAGCGGCGCUGCCUAUAUCACGCAGGGUUUCUCUUACAGACCUGAAGAUUUAUGGAGAAAUUUCGGAAUCAUAAUAGCGAUUAUCAUAUUCUUCCUUGUCAUGAAUGUCGUGCUGGGUGAAUUCGUCAAGUUUGGUAUGGGUGGCAAUCAGGCGAAGGUCUUUGCAAAACCUAAUGCUGAGCGAAAGGCCUUGAACGAAGCACUCAACAAUAAGCGAUUGGAACGUCAAAAGUCGAAAGAGGAGCAAGGCACUGCUUUGAAAAUCGAGUCUAGCAGUAUUCUGACAUGGGAAGAAUUGAAUUACGAUGUCCCCGUACCUGGUGGUACUCGUCGCCUCCUCAAUAAUAUUUACGGUUACGUCAAACCGGGUGAGUUGACAGCGCUCAUGGGUGCUUCCGGGGCUGGAAAGACGACCUUGUUGGAUGUUCUAGCGGCGAGGAAGAAUAUUGGUGUUAUCACUGGCGAUGUUCUAGUCGAUGGUAUAAAACCUGGGAAGGAAUUCCAGAGAUCUACUUCGUAUGCGGAACAGCUCGACACCCACGAUCCUACCCAAACUGUGCGCGAAGCUUUGCGAUUCUCGGCCGAUUUACGACAACCCUUUGAGACACCCCAAGAAGAAAAAUACGCUUACGUUGAGGAGAUUAUCACAUUGCUAGAAAUGGAAUAUAUCGCGGACUGCAUUAUAGGUACUCCAGAAGCCGGUCUGACGGUCGAGCAGCGAAAGCGUGUGACAAUUGGUGUUGAGCUGGCGGCCAAGCCAGAAUUACUACUAUUCUUGGACGAGCCGACUUCGGGUCUCGACAGUCAGAGCGCAUUCAACAUUGUUCGAUUUUUGAAGAAACUUGCCGCUGCCGGGCAGGCCAUUCUGUGCACCAUUCACCAACCGAAUGCCGCUCUAUUUGAACACUUCGACCGACUACUUUUACUUCAAAGAGGAGGCCGUUGCGUAUAUUUCGGCGACCUUGGAAAAGAUGCAUGCAUCUUGCGAGAUUACCUGGCACGGCACGGCGCUGUUGCUGGCCCAUCCGAUAACGUUGCCGAGUUCAUGCUUGAAGCGAUCGGUGCUGGAAGUACCCCACGCGUUGGCCGACGAGAUUGGGCAGACAUCUGGGAUGACAGUCCCGAACUUGCUAACGUCAAGGACACUAUUUCGCAGUUUAAGGAGUCCCGUAAGCAAGUCGCUGCGCAAGUUAAUCCUGCGCUUCAACGAGAGUAUGCCUCACCUCCUCUACAUCAAUUGAAAGUUGUCGUCAAUCGCAUGAAUAUUUCAUACUGGCGGUCACCUAACUACCUCUUCACUCGUCUUUUCAAUCACAUCGCUAUCGCCGUUCUCACGGGUCUUACGUACUUGCGACUUGACGAUUCCCGAGCGUCAUUGCAAUAUAAGGUCUUCGUCAUGUUCCAGAUUACAGUGUUACCUGGUUUACUCUUACCCCAAGUCGAACUGAUGUUUGUGAUCAAGCGAGCCAUCUUCUUCCGCGAACAAUUAAGCAAGAUGUACAGCACGAUUACAUUUACCGCCGGAAUGCUCAUUGCCGAGUUACCGUACGCGAUCCUCUGUUCCGUAGUGUUCUUUUUACCUCUCUAUUUCAUCCCAGGUUUCCAGUCGGAGUCUUCGCGCGCCGGGUAUCAAUACUUCAUGGUAUUGCUUACAGAACUUUUUGCGGUUACGCUUGGCCAAGUUGUUGCCUCAAUCUCGCCGUCCGCUUUCGUUGCUAGCCAGUUCGACCCUUUUAUCGUCAUCACAUUGGCCAUGUUCUGUGGUGUUGCGAUCCCCGCACCGCAGAUGCCCGGUUUCUGGCGAGCAUGGUUGUACCAAUUGGACCCGUUCACUCGCCUCAUUGGAGGCACCGUGACUACCGCCCUAGAUAAUCUAGAGGUAAACUGUCGAUCAUGGGAACUCAAUUCAUUCAAUGCACCCGAUGGUAUGACAUGCGGAGAGUACAUAGCUCCCUUCCUAGAAAAAGGCGCAGGUUACAUUGUGGAUAAUGCGACAAGUGUGUGCCAGUACUGUGCCUACAAGGUAGGAAAUCAGUUCUACGAGCCUCUGGGAUUCAGCUUCGAUUAUCGGUGGAGGGAUCUUGGGAUCUUUGCGGCUUUUGUGGGAAGUAAUAUUAUCAUCUUAUUCUCUGCGGGCCGAUAUUUGAACUUUAACCGUCGGUGAUGUACGAAAAGAAGGAUAAUGAUGUUACGAUGUUAUAUGAGUCACGCCGCAUCUAUUGGCACUUAUAGCACAUACAGCGCUGGGUAAUACCCGUAGCUUUAGGUCACUAGUGGGCAUGGCGCAGUUUCAGGCACUGGGAAUAGAUACCAACCCGGUAUAGAAGGCAAAACGCCGACUUACAUACAUAAAAUCUAUUACUGUGUAGAAUAAUAGAUAAAUUAUC
Hypoxylon trugodes is the source of this 4853-nucleotide messenger RNA. Its product is annotated as ABC-2 type transporter-domain-containing protein. Gene Ontology annotation, molecular function: ATP hydrolysis activity; ATP binding; ABC-type transporter activity. Bases 164 to 4630 code for a protein of 1488 amino acids. The record is from RefSeq and is a predicted model, not a curated record. Gene Ontology annotation, cellular component: membrane. Lineage: Eukaryota; Fungi; Ascomycota; Sordariomycetes; Xylariales; Hypoxylaceae. Gene Ontology annotation, biological process: transmembrane transport. The transcript is spliced from 2 exons.